UCGACUUUUCAUUUUGGCCACCUUAAAACAUUCAUUGCACGCGGGUUAGCCAAUUAGGUUGUCUGAUAAUACAACAUAUCCCCAAACGCUUUUUGGUCCAAGAAUCCGACGUUACGUUGUCAAGAUUCUUGGACCAUUUUCGCAACCUCAAUUUGUUUGUUUCAACUCAUACGGAAUUCGCAGCUUCAAUUCCACAAUCCACCAUUCUUCAUUCCCAAUUGGCCCCACGGACCUCUAUGUUCACAGACAAUGGGGCUAAGGUUGGGAAAACAGGGGCAAAAGAAAGCUGCACCGGCAUCACAAUUGAGCUACAUCCAUGCCCAACAAGACCUCGUAAAAUUUCUCUUCACGAGUUGUUACAUUCGAAACUUGGUCUCGAAGCAGAGAAGGCGAUUGCUCGUCGGAGGUUAUGAUCUGGACAUGACAUACAUAACCGACAGGCUUCUGGCGAUGUCGUUUCCGGCAGAACACAUGCGAGCAAUGUACCGGAACCCUUUGUGGCAGGUUAAAUCCGUGCUGGAUAUGAGACAUUCAGGACAUUAUAAGGUCUAUAACUUGUGUAUCGAACAAAGUUAUGACCCGACGCAUUUUCAUGGUCGCGUUGAGAGGUAUCCAUUUGAUGAUAACCAUGUCCCACCUCUCCAAAUGGUCAAGGAAUUUUGUGAGGAUGUCCAUUCUUGGUUGUCAAAUGACCCAAAGAACAUUGCUGUCAUACAUUGCAUGGCUGGAAAAGGUCGAACUGGAUUAAUGGUAUGUGCAUACCUAGUUUACACCGGCAUGUCAGCCGAGGAAGCUCUGCAAGUCUAUGCAGAUAAGAGAACUACCAACAACCAUGGAGUUUCAAUACCAAGCCAGCGUCGUUAUGUUGAGUACUGGGAGAAAGUACUUUCCUUCCCAGAUAGGGUUGAUCGUGGCCUUCCAGAUGUGAAUUUGCCCAAACCAUGCGCUAGAGAGCUUCGUCGCAUUCGAUUAUAUGAUACAGUAAAUGUUGAUUCUAUCUUCUUUGUGGUCUCUGAGCUGCAAAAUAUUCCUGGAGAGAGAUAUUGCCCGCCUGUAGAAGUGUCUAAGAGUUGUUGCAGGGGAAAUAAGAAUGAGUUCCAUAGGCCCAAUAGCCCUCGUUAUUAUUACUCGUUUCUGGAAGGCAAUGAAGAAGAAGAUGAAGUAGAAGAAGAAAAAGAACCUCGUUUGGUUAUCCAAAUGGACACAGAAAGCUCCAUGCUCUACCAGAAAACCUGCCUUGACUACUAUUAUGAAACCCCUUUGCAAGUCACUGGAGAUGUCCGUAUAAUAUUCUACGAGAAGCUUAUCGGAGGGCGUCUCUUUUAUGCAUGCUUCAACACAUCAUUUAUAAAGAGCGGCCUGCUACAAUUUUCUCUGAGGGAGCUGGACAAAGUUGGAAAGAAGGGAAAGUCAAUCUGCGGGCCAGCAUUUUGCGUGGAGUUGAUCUUCGGGCCGGCAAACCCAAGCAUCUUGAUGAAGAAGGAUGAUGAUAUAUAAAAACACUACACUACACUACACUACGUGCAUUCUAUUCUAAUUUCUUCAUGGCUUUGAGACCUCCAAGAUUUUUGUAUGUAUAUAUACUACUAAAGAAGUACAGUAUGGCUUUGAGGCCUCCAACUUUUUUGUAUGUAUAUAUACUACUAAAAACUGUAAAUAUGUGAUUAUGAUAAUGAAGCCAGUGCUCCGAUGAUCCUUU
Ipomoea nil (Japanese morning glory) is the source of this 1699-nucleotide messenger RNA. RefSeq names its product phosphatidylinositol 3,4,5-trisphosphate 3-phosphatase and protein-tyrosine-phosphatase PTEN1. Gene Ontology annotation, biological process: phosphatidylinositol dephosphorylation. The record is from RefSeq and is a predicted model, not a curated record. Bases 250 to 1497 code for a protein of 415 amino acids. The transcript is spliced from 8 exons. Gene Ontology annotation, cellular component: cytosol. NCBI's taxonomy places the organism in Eukaryota, Viridiplantae, Streptophyta, Magnoliopsida, Solanales, Convolvulaceae. Gene Ontology annotation, molecular function: phosphatidylinositol-3,4,5-trisphosphate 3-phosphatase activity; protein tyrosine phosphatase activity.